AUCGCGAGUCUUACGUCCCGCACUUUCUACUUUUUCUGACUCUAUACGCAUUAAGCUACUGAAGUCUGAGGUGGCGAUGCUCGCCAAGUUUUGCACACCUCCACGACCUGUUAAUAGCCAAUCUACGAGAACAAACUAUAGCGGCGAUGUCGUCUGCUGAAGAGGUCCGCCCGUCCAAUACUGCGCCCUCCGUUGCAUAGAGCUCGCUUGUACAUCGCAGUAUAGAGGCCUGGGGAGCACCCACUCACGAGAGGUACGCAAUGGCCAAAGAAUCUUUACAGUUCUAUACCGAUUUGGACCAUUUUUUUGGAUGAGCCACCGGUACUUUUGUUCUGGAUUUUCCAACGAAGAGAAGCUUUCCUAUCACAGAAAGUGAUGACCAAGUGGAGCAAGGAUCGCCUAGAUGAUUAUGUCUUUUUUCCUGCUUCUGAUGGCUUUGUCAUACGAGAUGAAUGUUACUUCCUUAGUCACUUCUGGCGCACGCAAGAUGACCCCGAUCCUGGUGGGGAAUAUUUACGCCUUGUUCAAAGAGAACUGAAGCAACAACAUUGGUCGUAUAUCUGGAUCGAUUGGACAUGUAUGCCACAACAUCCCCGCAAUCAGAAAAAAGAAAUCUACUUCCUUCGAUCGCUAAGAACAAUGCCGGGGAUUAUUCGAAACUGUGGGUUUAUGUGGUUUUACCCACCUUUUGAACCACGGCUGUGGAUCUUGUACGAGAUAGCCGAGUACACACUUACAUGCUUCAACGGGCUUCAGGGACAUAUAACCCCAGACAUUAAGGAGUUUGCAGACCACAUCAACGAGAUGUUACAGGACGGAGUCCGUUCGACAUUGAGCAAAUAUGGCUAUAGAUGCACGUACGACCGCGACAAAGAAUUCCUCACCUCCUGGCUGGAAGUUCUUGUUCUUCCAAGAAAACUGUCCAUCGACAUUGACGACGUCAGAAAGUUAAUGGAUUACCUCACAUGGUCACCGAGUACAGAAAUGGUCAUGUUGUUUACCAUGAGUGGCCUCGUGAAGUUUUGCCCGUUUGAAGGCACUUGAUUCUCAACGGAGAUGGUCACACAUUUACGCCAUUCCCCAAA
Molecule: messenger RNA, 1085 nt
Organism: Ilyonectria robusta
Lineage: Eukaryota; Fungi; Ascomycota; Sordariomycetes; Hypocreales; Nectriaceae
Exons: 1
Coding region: 376-1044 (222 amino acids)
Source: RefSeq, a predicted model, not a curated record